Molecule: messenger RNA, 687 nt
Organism: Cynara cardunculus var. scolymus (artichoke)
Lineage: Eukaryota; Viridiplantae; Streptophyta; Magnoliopsida; Asterales; Asteraceae
Product: protein LIGHT-DEPENDENT SHORT HYPOCOTYLS 5-like
Exons: 3
Coding region: 1-687 (228 amino acids)
Biological process (GO): response to light stimulus; mRNA transcription
Cellular component (GO): nucleus
Source: RefSeq, a predicted model, not a curated record
AUGCAUGCUCCACCUUAUGACGCACUUUACUGUUGUAAUAAAAUUUCAGAACUUUCUAUUUUGAUCGACACUUGUCGUGCUCUCCUUUGUCCCUCGGUUCACAACCAAAAAUUGGUUCCAUCUCCGGCCACCGCUACACAACCACUUAGCCGCUACGAAUCACAGAAACGCCGUGACUGGAACACCUUCUUGCAGUACCUCAAAAACCACAAACCACCGCUCGCCCUGGCGCGCUGCAGCGGCGCUCACGUCAUCGAGUUUCUCAAGUACUUGGAUCAGUUCGGGAAGACGAAGGUCCACGUCACCGGCUGUCCUUACUUCGGCUAUCCUAACCCUCCGGCGCCCUGUACCUGUCCUCUAAGACAAGCUUGGGGGAGCCUCGACGCGCUCAUCGGUCGGCUCCGAGCGGCUUACGAGGAAAACGGCGGCCAACCUGAGUCAAACCCAUUUGGGGCUAGAGCCGUGAGGAUAUAUUUGAGGGAGGUGAAAGAUAGUCAAGCUAAGGCUAGGGGGAUUCCAUAUGAGAAGAAGAAGAGAAAAAGACCCGGUGGCAGUACGUCUAACGCCGCCGCGACGGCGGCAAACAUGUCGGUGGUGGAUGAUGGUGACGGUGGUGGUGGUGGUGGUGGUGGAACAAGUGGCAUUAGUUCUAACAGUGAUCCAGCCCCUGUUACUUCCACAUUAUAG